This is a messenger RNA of Encephalitozoon hellem ATCC 50504, 765 nucleotides long. Its product is annotated as origin recognition complex subunit 2. The transcript has a single exon. NCBI's taxonomy places the organism in Eukaryota, Fungi, Microsporidia, Unikaryonidae. Gene Ontology annotation, cellular component: nucleus; nuclear origin of replication recognition complex. Bases 1 to 765 code for a protein of 254 amino acids. Gene Ontology annotation, molecular function: DNA replication origin binding. Gene Ontology annotation, biological process: DNA replication. The record is from RefSeq and is a predicted model, not a curated record.
AUGAGCUCGAGCUUGACCGAUUUCCAUCUAAGUUGCAAGAAGGAGUUCAAUGUGCUUGUAAGAUCUUUCAACAUAUUGUUCUAUGGAUACGGCUCGAAAAAGUCAUUGCUGAAGAAAAUGUUUCCAACUGCAAUCUACGUCAACUGCAGGAUCAUGAGCCGGCACGAAAUCCUUUCGGAAAUAAUGGACGCUGUGAGGCGUAGGUCCAGGCUGGAGGGCCUGAAGGCCUCUAAGACAUUGACGAUAAAGGAUAUAGACGAGGCCAUAGGCACCAGAAGAGAGAAGUACAAGCUCAUCAUGGCAAACUUCGACUUUGGAAUGGUGGAGUUCUCUGGAUUGAGGAACUUUGCAAUCCUAGGAACCAUUGAGGAGGUUGACAUAAGAUUUAGUCUUGAGGAUGUUGAGAGGUUCAACUUUAUUUUCAGGGAUCUCACCACCUUCGAUCCAUACGAAGAGGAGACAAUAGGAAUACAUCUCGGGGGAACGAAGGUAGAGGCAUCGUUCAGGGUUGUCAGGAGCGUUCCAAAAGGCUCCAGGGCUGUGCUGAAGGAGAUCCUGCAAUGCAAUGCAGACACAAUGAGCCUCAGCGACCUGUUUGAAAGGGUAAAAAGAAAGCUGUUUCUCACAUCAAAGACAUCUAUUCUUUCGAUGAUCAGUGAGUUUAUUGACCAUGGGCUUCUAAAGAUUAAAAACGGAACGGAGGUUGUUGUCUGCAUGUCUCCCACAGAGAAAAGGGAAAUAGCAAAAGAACUGGAUCAUCUGUAA